CGGCCAAUAGUUUGUGAGACUGUCCGUCAGCACGGAAUUCAGUGCAUGUGGACGCUGCGCACACAAUUUCUCGCACACUCUCUCUUCUAGUUCCAUCCUCCAACCAAAACCGAAACCCACUCUCGCCGCCGGUACUGUUCUACGGAGUUUUCCGAUUCCGGCGCUCAUCACUCUCAGGCAUCCAUCUGUUCCGACGCCCUAAUCCUGCCCUAAUUUAUACAUUCCAUCACUCAAAAUCAUAUCAAAUCCGUUUUUGAUAAGAGUUCUUGAAUUGCCUCGGUUAGGGUUAGGGUUUCGGACAGAGAAUUACUGAGAGGGAGAUUGUGUGGGGGAAUGAGCGAUCCGUUGGAGAGGCUGGGAUCGGAGGGCGCGGCGGCGCUCGAGGAGUCGAGUAUUAAGGAGGAGCUUUGCAUGGAGAUUGAUCCGCCGUUCAGGGAGAAUCUGGCCACCGCCGAGGAUUGGAGGAAGGCGCUUAACAGGGUGGUUCCGGCCGUGGUUGUCCUCCGGACCACCGCUUGUCGCGCGUUCGAUACGGAGUCCGCCGGCGCCAGCUACGCUACUGGCUUCGUUGUUGAUAAGCGCCGCGGGAUUAUUCUGACCAAUCGUCAUGUGGUCAAGCCUGGACCUGUAGUUGCAGAAGCUAUGUUCGUAAACCGUGAAGAGAUUCCUGUAUAUCCUAUAUAUCGCGAUCCGGUUCAUGAUUUUGGCUUUUUUCGUUAUGAUCCUGCUGCAAUAGAAUUCCUGAGCUAUGAGGAAAUUCCUCUUACUCCAGAGAUUGCUUGUGUUGGCCUAGAGAUCAGAGUUGUUGGCAAUGACAGUGGAGAGAAGGUGUCCAUUCUUGCUGGUACCCUUGCUCGGUUGGACAGAGAUGCUCCUCAUUAUAAAAAGGAUGGCUAUAAUGACUUCAAUACAUUCUACAUGCAAGCAGCAUCAGGGACUAAAGGGGGUUCAAGUGGUUCCCCUGUAAUUGAUUGGCAAGGCAGGGCAGUGGCUUUGAAUGCUGGGAGUAAGUCAUCAAGUGCUUCAGCAUUUUUCUUUCCCUUAGAAAGAGUCGUGAGGGCAUUAAAAUUCUUGCAGGAAGGAAGAGACUCUUCUAGAAAUAAAUGGGCAGCAGUUUCUAUUCCUCGUGGUACACUUCAGGUGACAUUCCUACACAAAGGAUUUGAUGAGACACGCCGCCUUGGUCUCCAAAGUGAAACUGAGCAGAUGGUACGCCAUGCAUCUCCGCCUGGUGAAACUGGAAUGCUUGUUGUUGAUUCCGUUGUGCCAGGUGGCCCAGCUCACAAUCUUCUGGAGCCUGGUGAUGUGCUUGUUUGCAUAAAUGGGAACGUAAUUACACAGUUCAUGAAAAUGGAAACAUUACUUGAUGACAGUGUAGGUGAGAAGAUUGAGUUACAGAUUGAGAGGGGUGGCACACCGUUGACUUUAAACUUGGUGGUUCAAGACCUGCACUCAAUAACUCCCGACUACUUCUUGGAAGUAAGUGGGGGUGUCAUACACCCUCUUUCUUAUCAACAGGCUAGAAAUUUCCGUUUCCAUUGUGGCCUCGUGUAUGUUGCAGAACCAGGGUAUAUGCUUUUUAGAGCAGGGGUUCCCCGUCAUGCAAUUAUUAAAAAGCUUGGAGGUGUGGAAAUAUCACAACUUGAGGACCUAAUUUCUGCACUUUCUAAGUUGCCUAGAGGUGCUCGAGUGCCUUUGGAAUACAUAAGCUAUAUGGAUCGACAUCGAAGGAAGUCUGUCCUUGUCACCAUUGAUCGCCAUGAAUGGUAUGCACCUCCUCAGAUUUACACUCGUGAUGAUAGUACUGGCUUAUGGAUAAUAAAGCCUGCUUUACCACCUAAGUCUCCACUUUUAUCCUCUGGCAUGGGUAAUCUCAACCAAGGCCUUGUGAACAAUGUGGGCCUGCCAGAUUCUGGUGAGGUUGGCAGAGUGGACCAUAUGCAUCAAGAUAUCAACCAGGAACCAGUAGAUGGUGUUACGAGUAUGGAAACUAGUUCUGAAUAUGUUGCCGAGGGGCCAAGUUCCUGUAAUGAUUCUAAUAUUGAAACUAAAAAACGGCGAGUAGAGGAGGACUCAUCUGCUGAUAGCAUUGUUAUUGCUAACUGUCCAUUACACGAGUCUGGGGAUGAAAAGCUUGAGGACUCAACAAAUUCAGAAAAUGCUUUUCUAAGAGAGUAUCAAGGUGCAUCAGCUAAUGCGUCAGUGGCUGAGCGUGUUAUAGAGCCUACUCUUGUUAUGUUUGAGGUUCAUGUACCACCAUCUUGCAUGCUCGAUGGUGUGCACUCACAGCACUUUUUUGGAACUGGUGUCAUUAUUUAUCAUUCUCAUAACAUGGGAUUGGUGGUUGUUGACAAGAACACUGUGGCAAUAUCAGUGUCUGAUGUGAUGAUCUCUUUUGCUGCUUUUCCAAUUGAAAUUCCUGGGGAGGUGGUUUUCCUCCAUCCAGUUCACAAUUAUGCUCUUGUUGCUUAUGACCCUUCUGCCCUGGGACCUGUUGGUGCCUCGUUAGUUCGUGCAGCUGAACUUCUUCCUGAGCCUCCAUUGCGUCGUGGAGAUGCUGUCUAUCUAGUGGGAUUAAGUAGAAGCCUGCAAGCAACAUCAAGAAAAUCUGUUGUCACCAAUCCUUAUGCUGCUUUGAAUAUUGCGUCUGCUGAUUGUCCACGCUACAGAGCAACAAACAUGGAAGUCAUUGAGCUCGAUACUGAUUUUGGCAGUACAUUUUCGGGUGUGCUCGCAGAUGAGCAAGGACGGGUGCAGGCUAUUUGGGGAAGCUUUUCAGCACAGCUGAAAUAUGGUUGUAGUUCAUCAGAAGAUCACCAAUUUGUCCGUGGCAUUCCAAUAUAUGCAAUAAGCCAGGUCCUUGACAACAUCAUCUCUGGUGCAAAAGGACCAAAUCUUCUCAUAAAUGGUGUCAAAAGGCCAAUGCCUCUUGUCAGGAUUUUAGAGGUUGAACUCCAUCCAACUUUGCUUUCCAAGGCCCGUAGCUUUGGACUGAGUGAUAAAUGGGUCCAGGCUCUUGUUAAGAAAGAUCCAAUUAGACGUCAAGUCUUACGUGUUAAAGGUUGUUUGGCUGGAUCAAAGGCUGAAAAUCUAUUAGAACAAGGUGACAUGGUCUUGGCAAUUAACAAAGAGCCAGUCACAUGCUUUGGUGAUAUUGAGGAUGCUUGUCGUGUGUUGGACCAAUUUAAUGAACAUUAUGGAAAGCUUAAUAUGACCAUCUUCCGUCAGGGAUGUGAAGUCGAGGUUCUUGUUGGAACAGACGUAAGGGAUGGGAAUGGCACAGCUCGCGUUAUAAAUUGGUGUGGGUGUAUUGUCCAGGAUCCUCACCCAGCAGUUCGUGCUCUAGGCUUUCUUCCUGAAGAAGCUCAUGGUGUUUAUGUGGCAAGAUGGUGUCAUGGGAGCCCGGUUCAUAGAUAUGGUCUAUACGCUCUUCAGUGGAUUGUCGAAGUUAAUGGGAAACCAACUCCAGAUUUAGAUGCUUUCGUUGAUGUGACAAAGGAAAUAGAAGACGGAGAGUUCGUUCGGGUAAGGACAGUCCAUUUGAAUGGCAAACCUCGUGUACUAACACUGAAACAGGAUUUGCACUACUGGCCUAUGUGGGAGCUGAGAUUUGAUCCAGACACUGCAAUGUGGCGCCGUAAAACAAUCAAAGCCUUAGAGGACGCGGGUUUUGCAUGAACGUACAGAUUGAUUGGGUAAGAAUGUGAAAGGUUCGCAAACUACUUUCAAGAUGGGGAACCGGAUUUCCGAGAUGCAGUAGAUGCCAGGAACUGGGUCUGGGGAGGCUCAUAGCAGGAGGCUGGCUUCUUUGAGGUCGGGGGGUUGGUGUUGCUGUGGUGUAAUGGAGGUCUCUGGAAGGGGGAGGAUCAUCCGCCAGCAGUUUGUUCCAGAUGAUGGGAAAGGAGCAUAAAAAUUACAUUCAGUAUGAUAGUAAUUAUUAGACAAAUAAAAUAGAGGUUUUUUUACUGUUGUAAACCUAGCAAAAAAUAAAUUAUUUAAAAAAAAAAACUAGCAAAAAUUCGAAAGGUUUAGGUUUUCCGUAGGAGUAGUAUUUGGUAUUUGAGGGUAAACCUUCUUAUUGGACUUUGGGAAGGAUAAUAGUGAGUAUUGAAAUCUUUUUGCACGUCUUAUGUAAUAUUAUUUAAACAGAAGUUCAAAAAAAAAAAAAAAAAUCAGUUAAAAGUGACAUGGUUUGUCUUUUUAUUUGAAAAGAGAAAGUUGAUCUUAGUGGAUUAUAAUUGUAACUCACACAAUGGCAUUACCAAGAUCUUUGGUGGGGUUUUUUGUAUAUAAAUAAUUGAAAAUAUA
Diospyros lotus (date-plum) is the source of this 4308-nucleotide messenger RNA. RefSeq names its product protease Do-like 7. NCBI's taxonomy places the organism in Eukaryota, Viridiplantae, Streptophyta, Magnoliopsida, Ericales, Ebenaceae. Gene Ontology annotation, biological process: proteolysis. The record is from RefSeq and is a predicted model, not a curated record. Gene Ontology annotation, molecular function: serine-type endopeptidase activity; protein binding. Bases 334 to 3678 code for a protein of 1114 amino acids. The transcript has 24 exons.